This is a messenger RNA of Mercurialis annua (annual mercury), 4291 nucleotides long. Its product is annotated as kinesin-like protein KIN-12B. The transcript has 16 exons. Bases 185 to 4084 code for a protein of 1299 amino acids. The record is from RefSeq and is a predicted model, not a curated record. NCBI's taxonomy places the organism in Eukaryota, Viridiplantae, Streptophyta, Magnoliopsida, Malpighiales, Euphorbiaceae. Gene Ontology annotation, molecular function: microtubule binding; ATP binding; microtubule motor activity. Gene Ontology annotation, biological process: microtubule-based movement.
UUUUAGCGCUCCAGAUCCAAAACAAAAUUUAAAUCCAAGACCCACCCAAAAAUAUUUCAAACUUUUUCUCUUUCUCCAACGGCUACAUUUCAAUCACACUCUCUCUUCACUUCUGCCUUCUCUAUCGCUUUCUUGUCCAAAACCCUAACCCUAACUCUCCCGUCCUCUGUACAAUCGUUGCAUAAUGAAGCAUUUUAUGCAACCAAGAAACGCCAUCUUGAAAGAAACGCAUUUGCAUAAUGAACAUUUACACUCCUCACCCAGUACUAACUCUCACAAAUCGAAACCGCCGCCGUCACCACCGCUGCCGUCGUCUACUCGGCGGCAUAACAAAAUGUCUAAAGAAAAUGCUCCUCCGCCGUCGGAUCUUAACUAUAUGAUGACGCCAUUCUCUGAUCAGAAACCCUCGCCGUCUCCUGCUUCCAAAUUGAAGAGUCCGUUGCCGCCUAGACCUCCGAGUUCUAAUACUCUUAAAAGGAAGCUUUGUAUUGACGCUGUGCCGGAAAACGCCGUUCUUGAUUCUGGCGUCAAGGUAAUAGUGCGGAUGCGACCCUUAAACAAGGAUGAAGAAGAAGCCGAAAUGAUGCUUCAGAAAUUGUCUGAUGAUUCGUUGUCGGUUAAUGGACAGACUUUUACAUUUGACUCAGUUACUGAUACACAAUCCACUCAGCUAGACAUUUUCCAUCUUGUAGGAGUCCCGCUUGUGGAGAACUGUCUGGCCGGAUUUAACAGUUCAGUAUUUGCUUAUGGACAGACAGGGAGUGGAAAGACCUACACUAUGUGGGGUCCAGCUAAUGCUCUAUUGGAAGAAAACUUAUCCAGUGAUAGACAAGGUUUAACUCCCCGCGUCUUUCAGAGACUCUUUGCCCGUAUAAAUGAGGAGCAAGUUAAACAUGCUGACAAACAACUCAAGUAUCAAUGCCGCUGCUCAUUCCUCGAGAUUUAUAAUGAACAGAUAACAGAUUUGUUAGAUCCAACCCAACGAAACCUCCAGAUAAGAGAAGAUGUAAAAUCUGGCGUCUAUGUUGAAAACCUGAGGGAGGAAUAUGUAUUUGCAAUGAAAGAUGUGACUCAACUUCUGUUAAAGGGAUUGUCCAAUAGGAGGACUGGUGCAACCAGUAUAAAUGCUGAGAGUUCUCGCUCACAUAGUGUUUUCACUUGUGUUGUUGAAUGUCGACGCAAGAGCUCGGCAGAUGGCAUAAGCAGCUUAAAAACAAGUAGAAUAAAUCUUGUUGAUCUAGCUGGGUCAGAACGACAGAAGUUAACUGGUGCUGCAGGGGAACGCUUGAAGGAAGCAGGGAAUAUAAACCGCUCUCUCUCACAGCUUGGGAACUUGAUAAACAUUCUUGCUGAAAUUUCCCAAACUGGGAAGCAGAGACAUAUCCCUUACAGAGACUCUAGGUUGACAUUUUUGUUACAAGAAUCUCUUGGUGGUAAUGCAAAAUUAGCAAUGGUAUGUGCUGUUUCUCCCGCAAAGAGUUGUAAGAGCGAAACUUUCAGUACAUUACGAUUUGCACAGCGUGCAAAGGCAAUAAAGAACAAGGCAGUUGUUAAUGAAGAGAUGGAGGAGGAUGUGAACCGUUUGCGAGAAGUAAUCCGCCAGCUAAGGGAUGAAUUACAUAGAGUAAAAGCAAAUAGCAACAACCCAACAGGUUGGGAUACUCGUAAAAGUUUGAAUCUACUGAAAAGUCUCAAUUAUCCACAUUCGUGCCUGCAUCAAGUAGAUGAGGAUGGUGAUGAGGAGAUGGAAAUUGAUGAAGAAGCUGUUGAAAAGCUUUGCAUUGAAGUUGGACUGCCUCCAGCUGGCAGUGAAAGAUGGAGGCAAAAGCAAAUUUCUGAUGAUACAGAUGUUGAUAUGGAAGAAGGCAUAUCUGAACAAGUGGAGAAACAUGAAGUUAUGAUCACUGAUAUUGCUGAUUCUGUUAGAAACAACCAAGGUUGUUCUAACAUUGAUGUUGAUAUUAUUCAUCAUGAUUCAGUGGAGGUGAAAGAGAAGGAACUAGUUCUGUUACCCACAGAUACACUUGCUAGAGAUUCCUUUCAGAAGAUAUCCAAGGAAAGAAAUCUUAGGUCCUCAGUCAGUGAAUCUUUAACUGAAGAAUCACCAAGCAAAGUAGCGGAAAUUUGUACUUCAUCUGCACUCUCUGAUUCUCAUGAAGGACUUUCUACAGGAGUUGUAGCAACAGGUGAAGAAGACUAUCCCCAAAUUGAUACAGUGGAUUAUGCAUCACCUUCUAGCCUCAGCAUAGUCUCCUGCAAGGUAUCACCAAUUCUUAAAUCUCCAACUCCAAGUGUUUCACCCAGAAUGAACAGCAGCAGGAAAAGUCUGCGGACUUCUUCAAUGUUAACAGCUUCACAAAAAGAUUCCGAAGACGAAUGUAAACCAAACCUACAGGAUAAACACAUUUCUUUCACAAAAUCCCUGAAAAGCAGCUCUUCUAAUGCUCUGGCUGCUCAAACAAGUAAAAGUGUUCUUGCAGGAACAGAACAUUUAGCAGCUAGCCUCCAUCGAGGCUUGGAAAUUAUUGACAGCCAUCGCAAGAGUUUAGCAUUCAGGCGAUCAGCCUUCAGGUUUUCUUGUAAACCUGCAGAUCUUAAACCAAUUUUGCCAGUUGAAAAAUUUGAUGUGGGUGUGCAAAUAUUUCCUCAAGAUUAUGACACACCAAAAGAAAAUCCAGAGACACUCCUUUGUAAAAAUUGCAAGAGAAAGAGAUUGGAGGACAAUGAUGCUGCUGAUAGCUCAAGCUUGCAGUUGGUACCAAUUGAUGGUUCAGAUUCUGCUGCAAACUUGCAGUUGGUACCAAUUGAUGGCUCAGAUUCUGCUGAUAAAUCCAAAAAACAACUUCCGAAAGCAGUGGAGAAGGUUUUAGCUGGAGCCAUUCGUAGAGAAAUGGCUAUGGAGGAGUUCUGUGGCAAACAAACUUCUGAGUUAAUGCACCUUAAACGUUUGGUACAACAGUAUAAGCACGAGAGGGAGUGCAAUGCUGUAAUAGGGCAGAUGAGGGAUGAUAAAAUCCGUCGACUGGAGAGCCUUAUGGAUGGUGUUUUACCUUCUGAGGAGUUCAUGGAGGAAGAGCUAGCAUCACUUAUGCAUGAACAUGAACUUUUGAAGCAGAAAUAUGAGAAUCACCCUGAUGUCUUGAUGACAAAUGUUGAGCUAAAAAGGGUUCUAGCUGAACUGGAACGUUAUCGAAACUUCUAUGAUUUGGGUGAAAGGGAUGUUCUGAUGGAAGAGAUUCAAGAUUUAAGAAACCAGUUGCAGUAUUAUGUUGACUCUUCAUCCCCAGCGGCUCUGAAAAGAAAGUCAAUAUUGCAGUUAACAUAUCCAUGUGAGCCCAGUAUCCCUCUACCUCUUACUGGAAUUCCAGAGGCAACUGAGGAGAGUGCUGAAAUGAAACUUGAACGGGAGAGAAUUUGCUGGACUGAGGCAGAGAGCAAGUGGAUUUCUCUUGCUGAAGAAUUGAGAACUGAACUUGAUGCUAGCAGGGUGCUAGUUGAAAAAACAAGGCGGGAAUUAGAGAUGGAGGAGAGAUGUGCUGCAGAGUUGAAGGAAGCAAUGCAAAUGGCCAUGGAGGGACAUGCACGGAUGCUUGAACAAUAUGCAGAUCUCGAGGAGAAACAUAUUCAUUUACUUGCUCGCCACAGGAAGAUCCAAGAAGGAAUAGAUGAUGUCAAGAAAGCUGCAUCUAAAGCUGGAGUCAGGGGUGCUGAGUCGAAGUUCAUAAAUGCCCUUGCUGCUGAAAUUUCAGCGAUGAAAGUGGAAAGAGAAAAAGAGAGACGGUAUCUUAGAGAUGAAAAUAAAGCUCUUCAGGCUCAAUUAAGGGAUACUGCUGAGGCUGUGGAAGCGGCCGGAGAAUUACUUGUGAGGCUGAAAGAUGCAGAAGAAGCUGUUUCUGUUGCUCAGAAGCGAGCUAUGGAUGCAGAACUAGAAACUGCAAAGGCAUUUAGACAAAUUGAUAAAUUGAAACGAAAGAACGGAAAUGAGACGGAAGCAUGGAGGGAGGAAGUCGGACCGAUUUAUGAUAAUAAUAAUGUCGAAGAUGGUGCAGCAUGGUUUUCUGGGUAUGACAGGUGCAACAUAUAAAUAAUAGGAUUCAUAGCAAAUGUAUGUAUUACUAACAGAGUUAUGUGUAAUAGAAACCAGUUUGUUCAUUCAUUUCGAUACCAUUUAGUUCUCACCAUUUGUGAGGACCAAUAUGUAUGUUGGUUCUCUGAUAAUUCAUUGUAUUAAUUAUAAUUCUGAUUCUUGCAGUUCAUAAAGUUAAUUGAAUGGUUGAUAUGCUUUUAUUUA